AACGCUGAUAGGACGGCAGUACUCGAAAUCCGAUAAAGAUAAAUCACUUUAACGGAACUAGAGUUGUUCCAUGCAUUGAGAUUCGCACAUAUUUAGUCGCCAACGAGGAAAAAAAUAAUGCCAUGCCCGGCGGGGGUUCCUUAUCGUUUGCCACUAGUAACUUGUUUACGCUAGCUGUGGCCAUGCGGUUAACGAUUCCUAUUUGUUCUGAAGCUUGUAAUCAAACUUCAGUAGCGGAACUUGUUAUCCAGAGUUUCCGUCACUAAACUGUGCCUGACACCUGCCUGCCUGAGUACUGGAGAACAACAAUCCUCGAGUGAUUUAAAGACGAAGCAAUGAUUGUUAAAGGGAAUAGAAAAGGAGAUGAGAGGUGAUUACAGCGAAGGAAUAGCAGUGGGAACGUAGCGUCUUCAUGGUAACUGAUGAGAGAUGAUUACAGCGAAGGAAUAGCAUCGGGAACGUAGCGUCUCCAUGGUAACUGUUCGCUGCAAGACAUCAUCACUGAGGACUUUGGUGUGCAUCCUCUUGGCAGGCUAUGCAAAGUCACAGGCAUGCUCGCCCGUUACUGUGGUAACAGACUGGACCGGCAACCUUAAAUCACCCGAGUUCCCCAAUAACUAUCCCAACAAUAUAUCGUGUUCAUGGGUCCUUACGGUAUCCCCUGGCAACCGCAUAGAGGUGACAACCUUCGUUUUAUUGUUGGACUCAUACUCUACAGAGGAUCCGAGCUGUCCUGGGGACUAUCUAGAGGUGCGUCAAGGCGCGUCUAGGGUUUCACCGCUGAUCGGUAGAUACUGCGGGGGCAGUGUACCACCGCCUUUUGUAUCGUCUAGCGAGAAUCUAUUUAUGCAGUUCGUCACCGACGCAUCGGGGUCCUCCGCUGGUUUCUUUUUACAGCAUAAAGGCGUUUGCAGAGUUCAACUUAAUGAGACGUCUGGCACUAUCAGCACUCCCAAUUACCCACAGUUCUACCCUACCAGUCAAGACUGCCUUUGGUCUAUCCAGGUAAACUCUUUACUGGAAAUAACCCUCAACAUCACCACCUUGGACACGGAGCACAAUGAUAACUGCACCUUUGAUUACGUGGAGGUGUACGCUGGCGUUUCCAUGGGAGCGCCUUUGAUUGGCAGGCACUGUGGUUUGGCGGAAGGGCUCUCGUAUGCCAGGAGAGGGAAUUUGAGCGUGCGGUUCGUGUCGGAUGGAGACCGGGAGAAAAUGGGAUUCUUGGCUACGUAUACGACUCGACUGAGUGGUACAUGGACAGAAUGGUCGCCGUGGACACCGUGCUCCGUCACGUGUCACCAAGGCAACAGCACAAGGUUCCGGAUGUGCACCGAUCCGCUUCCGCUAACUGAUGAGCCGUACUGGUGCCAAGGUCAGGAAAGCAACAAGACGGAGCAAAUAGAAGUCAGAACAUGCGUCGUAUCAAACUGCACGCCGGUGGAUGGUGGAUUCACGUCCUGGUCUUCCUGGUCAAACUGCUCGUCUAAAUGUGGUAUCGGGACGCACAACAGGACGCGCAACUGUACGAAUCCCGCGCCUGCAUUUGGAGGAAGCAAUUGUUCAGGAAAUACCAUGGAAACGGGGCCGUGCGACAACCUGUGCUCAGUGAAUGGCGGCUACACGGCUUGGUCCAACUGGUCUGCUUGCCCUGUGACCUGUGGAGCAGGCAGUCAAGCGCGAACAAGGAAUUGUUCCAACCCAGUUCCCAAAAAUGGGGGCAAAGAUUGCACAAGCCUUGGGCCGACUAUGGAAUUAAAACUAUGUAAUCGCCCCCUGUGCCCGGUGCAUGGUGGGUAUUCGCUCUGGUCGAAUUGGACGAAAUGUUCAGUAACUUGUGGAAACGGAACCAAAUCUCGUUCACGGAAUUGCACAAACCCUGGGCCAUUACACGGUGGAAAUAACUGCACAAAUCUCGGGCCAAACAAUCAAACAAUCAAGUGCGACCUCCCAGCAUGCCCGGUCAAUGGUGAUUACUCUCCUUGGUCGAAUUGGACGAAAUGUUCAGUAACUUGUGGGAAUGGGACAAAAACUCGUUUACGGAAUUGCACAAACCCUGAGCCAUUACACGGUGGAAAAAACUGCACAAAUCUCGGGCCAAACAGUCAAACAAUCAUGUGUGACCUCCAGGCAUGUCCAAUAAAUGGUGAUUACUCUACUUGGUCGAAUUGGACGAAAUGUUCAGUAACUUGUGGGAAUGGAACAAAAACCCGCUCUCGAAAUUGCACAAACCCUGAGCCGUUACACGGUGGAAAUAACUGCACAAAUCUCGGGCCAAACAGUCAAACAAUCAUGUGCGACCACCAGGCAUGUCCAAUAAAUGGUGGUUACUCUCCUUGGUCGAAUUGGACGAAAUGUUCAGUAACUUGUGGGAAUGGAACAAAAACCCGCUCUCGAAAUUGCACAAACCCUGACCCGUUACACGGUGGAAAUAACUGCACAAAUCUCGGGCCAAACAGUCAAACAAUCAUGUGUGACCUCCAGGCAUGUCCAAUAAAUGGUGGUUACUCUAAUUGGUCGAAUUGGACGAAAUGUGCAGUAACUUGUGGGAAUGGAACAAAAACCCGCUCUCGAAAUUGCACAAACCCUGAGCCGUUACACGGUGGAAAUAACUGCACAAAUCUCGGGCCAAACAGUCAAACAAUCAUGUGUGACCUCCAGGCAUGUCCAAUAAAUGGUGGUUACUCUCCUUGGUCGAAUUGGACGACAUGUUCAGUAACUUGUGGGAAUGGAACAAAAACCCGCUCUCGAAAUUGCACAAACCAUGAGCCGUUACACGGUGGAAAUAACUGCACAAAUCUCGGGCCAAAAAGUCAAACAAUCAAGUGCGACAUCCAGGCAUGUCCAAUAAAUGGUGGUUACUCUAAUUGGUCGAAUUGGACGAAAUGUUCAGUAACUUGUGGGAAUGGGACAAAAACUCGUUCACGGAAUUGCACAAACCCUGAGCCAUUACACGGUGGAAAUAAUUGCACAAAUCUCGGGCCAAACAGUCUAACAAUCAAGUGCGACCUCCAGGCAUGUCCAAUAAAUGGUGGUUACUCUCCUUGGUCGAAUUGGACGAAAUGUUCAGUAACUUGUGGGAAUGGGACAAAAACUCGUUCAAGGAAUUGCACAAACCCUGUGCCGUUACACGGUGGAAAUAACUGCACAAAUCUCGGGCCAAACAGUCAAACAAUCAAGUGCGACCUCCAGGCAUGUCCAAUAAAUGGUGGUUACUCUACUUGGUCGGAUUGGACGAAAUGUGCAGUAACUUGUGGGAAUGGAACAAAAACCCGCUCUCGAAAUUGCACAAACCCUGAGCCGUUACACGGUGGAAAUAACUGCACAAAUCUCGGGCCAAACAGUCAAACAAUCAUGUGUGACCUCCAGGCAUGUCCAAUAAAUGGUGGUUACUCUCCUUGGUCGAAUUGGACGACAUGUUCAGUAACUUGUGGGAAUGGAACAAAAACCCGCUCUCGAAAUUGCACAAACCCUGAGCCGUUACACGGUGGAAAUAACUGCACAAAUCUCGGGCCAAACAAUCAAACAAUCAAGUGCGACCUUCAGGCAUGUCCAAUAAAUGGUGGUUACUCUCCUUGGUCGAAUUGGACGAAAUGUUCAGUAACUUGUGGGAAUGGGACAAAAACUCGUUCAAUGAAUUGCACAAACCCUGAGCCAUUACACGGUGGAAAUAACUGCACAAAUCUCGGGCCAAACAGUCAAACAAUCAAGUGCGACCUUCAGGCAUGUCCAAUAAAUGGUGGUUACUCUCCUUGGUCGAAUUGGACGAAAUGUUCAGUAACUUGUGGGAAUGGGACUAAAACUCGUUCAAGGAAUUGCACAAAUCCUGAGCCAUUACACGGUGGAAAUAACUGCACAAAUCUCGGGCCAAACAAUCAAACAAUCAAGUGCGACCUUCAGGCAUGUCCAAUAAAUGGUGGUUACUCUCCUUGGUCGAAUUGGACGAAAUGUUCAGUAACUUGUGGGAAUGGGACAAAAACUCGUUCAAGGAAUUGCACAGACCCUGAGCCAUUAUACGGUGGAAACAACUGCACAAAUCUCGGGCCAAACAGUCAAAUAAUCAAGUGCGACCUCCAGGCAUGUCCAAUAAAUGGUGGUUACUCUCCUUGGUCAAAUUGGACGCAAUGUUCAGUAACUUGUGGGAAUGGAACAAAAACCCGCUCUCGAAAUUGCACAAACCCUAGGCCAUUACACGGUGGAAAUAACUGCACAAAUCUCGGGCCAAACAAUCAAACAAUCAAGUGCGACCUCCCAGCAUGCCCGGUCAAUGGUGAUUACUCUCCCUGGUCAAAUUGGACAAAAUGUUCAGUAACUUGUGGAAAUGGAACAAAGACUCGUUCAAGGAACUGCACAGAACCUGAACCAUUACACGGUGGAAACAACUGCACGCUCCUCGGACCAAACAGCCAAAUAAUCACAUGUCAACUCCAAGCGUGUCCAGUCAAUGGCGGUUACACGGCUUGGUCUAACUGGUCUGAAUGCUCCGUCGAAUGUGGCACUGGAUUAAAAAACCGAACACGAAAUUGUACUAACCCAGAGCCUAUAAACAAUGGGCGGAACUGUUCCGAGUUAGGCCCAAGUAAAGAGUUAUCCCCAUGUUCUGUUACGUGUGUAAUAGACGGUGGAUACUCCCCAUGGAGUAAUUGGUCGGAAUGUUCCGUUACCUGUGACUCAGGUGUUCAAAACAGGACUCGUACUUGUACAGUACCCAAGCCAAAGAAUGGUGGAAAGAACUGUUCCCAUUUGGGUCCUAUUAGUGAACAAAAAGCAUGCAACAAUUCAUGCCCCGUUGAUGGGGGUUAUAGCGCUUGGUCGAAGUGGGGAAACUCCGACACAACAACAGACACAAGGACACUCGAAAUAAGACCAAGUCAAACAGUAUCUGCUCCAGACAGGACUGUUUCAUCGGGCUACAGAGUAUUACAAACCACGGAUUCACGUUCCAAUAACAGCAUUACACCCCUAAGUUUGGAACCAAGCAAUCGACAAACCACAAAUCUCGAUCGUAUGAGUUUGGCUUUUACUGACGUGCCUCAAAGCUCUACGAUAGUACUCCAAACAUCAGUUAUUACUAAAACUCGAGCAUCAAAUCUACUUCCGAAAAGUGGCAUACCCCAGACAACUGCUCUAGAUCCCCAAACAUCAAUUGUUACUCUAGCAUCAAAUCUAUUUUUGGCAAGUGGUGUACCCCAGAGCUCUGCUUCAGAACCCCAUAAAUCAAUUAUCACUACUACUCGAGCAUCAAAUCUAUUUUCGAUUAGUAACAUACCCAAAAUCUCUUCUAUAGAUCCCCAAACAUCAAUUGCCAUUAUAACUCGAGCAUCAAAUCUAUUUUCGACAAGAAGUGUACCCCAGAACUCUUCUUCAGGACACCAUACUUCAUUAGUUACCAUUUAUCGAGCAUCAAAUACAUUUUCGAUAAGUGGCGUACCACAAAGCCCUGCUUCAGGACCCCAUUCAUCAGAUAUUACUAUUACUCGAGCAUCAAAUCUAUUUUCGACUAGUAGUGUACCCCAGAACUCUUCAGGACACCAUACUUUAUUAGUUACCAUUUAUCGAGCAUCAAAUACAUUUUCGAUAAGUGGCGUACCACAAAGCUCUGCUUCAGGACCCUAUUCAUCAGAUAUUAAUAUUACUCGAGCGUCAAAUCUAUUUUCGACUAGUAGUGUACCCCAGAACUCUUCUUUAGGACACAAUACUUCAUUAGUUACCAUUUCUCGAGCAUCAAAUACAUUUUCGAUAAGUGGCGUACCACAGAGCUCUGCUUCAGGACCCUAUUCAUCAGAUAUUACUAUUACUCGAGCAUCAAAUCUAUUUUGGAUGAGUAGUUUACCCCAGAACUCUUCUUCAGGACACUAUACAUCAGUUGUUACCAUUUAUCGCGCAUCGCAUACAUUUUCGACAAGAAGUGAAUCCCAAAACUCUUCUUCACGACACCAUACUUCAUUAGUUACUAUUUCUCGAGCAUCAAAUACAUUCACGACAAGUGGCGUUCCUAAAAGCUCUGCUGCACUUCUGCUAAGUGACAGAUAUCUGCCUUCAAAAAAUUCGACGGGAAGCAGCAGUCAAAAGAUCUCAGUUACCGGAAAGUUUCACAUCGUCUUACCAACACCUACGGCAGGUCUAUUGCUUGUAUCAACAAGUUUAGAGGUCAACAGCGGGAUUCCUCAAGGUUCCAUCAAAGGACCAUUUCUUACUAUACAAGAAAAUGGUUUCGGCACAGUUGAUUUGGGUAGCUCAACAGUGAAUCUGGACUACAGCAGCGCAGCCUCUACGUAUUCUUUUAAUAACAAUAAUCUUGAAAGCCAGGCUACAGCAGCAACUCCGCCUUUGAACUUCGCGAUGAGUACAAACCCUCAGUCAAGCGGUAUAUCUGACAUGAGUAUACGGUUAUUAGCUACGGCCAGCCUUACCACGAUGGGUACUUCCGUCAUCAUCGACACCGAUGAUUCACCAACCAUGUCUGCGUCACCACUGCCCUCGUUCCCAUGGUAUGUCAUCAUCAUCAUCUGCAGCCUCAUCAUCACGCUAGUUAUCAUCCUAACGAUCUACGCAACGCGGAGCAAACCCCUUCGAUGUUUGAAGCGUGUCCUGCCCCGAUCAUCCUUGAGCAAGAAAGAGCAUCCCACACGGACGACCAUCGAAAAAGAUGGGUUCAAGAAAACAAUAGGCCGACAACAAAGCUUUCUCGCCGUACAACACCAUCUGUGCUAUAGGGACGUAUACUACGGCGGCCCGCUAGAUUAUGCACAGUUCAACCCAAGAUUAGACAACGUUGCUAUGGUAACAAGGCCGGGUAUAGACGUUAGUGAGAGUAUAGAGCUAUCAUGCCAGUUUAGUUUAGAGGAUAAGAAACAGAUAGACGAGUAUGAGUAUUUGGAGGUAUCGUGCGUGUUAGAGGACGAAACCGAAGCCUCGCAAACAUCAAAGAACACUGAGGAUUACGGGAUAUUAGCCAUGACUUUUCCAGCAUCAAAGAUAGACAUUCAUUCAAGGAACACGAUUACAAGUUUGUAAGAUAAAAUACACAAUAGGCCAUUCCAGCUAUAAGCUUGCGCUCGCAUUACAAUAGGAACCUACCUCAACUACCAGAAUGCAGCGCGUACCAAACGAAGCGCGCUGCAUGACGGUAGUUGGUUUCCAUGUCGAGUACGCACGCAUUGAAUUGCCUAUUCUGAUAGCUUUCAACAGGUAGUAGAAAUGUCGGUACAACUGAACCUGGCCAGAGUUCCUAUCAGAACAGCUGUUAGCAUGCUGUCACACCGGCGGCCAAGCACACUUCACUUAACGACAUGUAAUGUUAGUAACGUUAUGUACUUGAGAUCUAAAGAAAAGUCCUAUGCAUCUUU
Molecule: messenger RNA, 7349 nt
Organism: Nematostella vectensis (starlet sea anemone)
Lineage: Eukaryota; Metazoa; Cnidaria; Anthozoa; Actiniaria; Edwardsiidae
Product: SCO-spondin
Exons: 13
Coding region: 472-7017 (2181 amino acids)
Source: RefSeq, a predicted model, not a curated record